Messenger RNA from Blastocystis hominis, 1174 nucleotides. RefSeq lists its product as hypothetical. The record is from RefSeq and is a predicted model, not a curated record. The transcript is spliced from 7 exons. NCBI's taxonomy places the organism in Eukaryota, Bigyra, Opalinata, Blastocystidae. Gene Ontology annotation, biological process: carbohydrate metabolic process; glycerol-3-phosphate catabolic process. Gene Ontology annotation, molecular function: NAD binding; glycerol-3-phosphate dehydrogenase [NAD(P)+] activity; protein homodimerization activity. Bases 20 to 1153 code for a protein of 377 amino acids. Gene Ontology annotation, cellular component: cytosol; glycerol-3-phosphate dehydrogenase (FAD) complex.
CUAUUUACCGUAGUUUGUUAUGAGCGAAAUUGUUUCGGAUGAAGUGUUGCGCGAAAAGUCGAUCGCCAGCAGAAAAGCCAGAGAUCGUGUAGCUAUCAUUGGAAGUGGAAACUGGGCCUCUGCUCUCUCCAUUAUUAUUGGCAAUAAUGCCAAGAAAUAUGAUUGCUUUGAAAACGAGAUCAAGAUGUGGGUGUAUGAAGAAAUGAUUGAAUGUAAAAUAUCCUGUGUUCACCCUAAUGGAGAUUUCCUUUAUUCCACGUAUCUGCAUGGAUUCAAACUCCCGGAAAACAUCAUCGCCUGUCCUGACCUCGUGCGAUGUGUGGAGGACGCGGAUUGCUUGGUCUUCUGCAUUCCUCAUCAAUUCCUCCCCGGAGUUCUGAACCAGAUCAAGCACCACGUUCGUCCGAACACGUACGCCAUCUCGUGUAUCAAGGGAGUCGAUCAUGAUGAGAACGGUCGUCUUCGUCUGAUCACUGGAAUGAUCUACGACGAGCUCAACAUCGAUUGUUCUAUCAUCUGCGGCGCCAACGUCGCCAACCAAAUCGCUGCUGGCGAAUUCGCCGAAGCCACCUUGGGUUAUCGCGUUCGCGACCACGCCGAGAAGCUGCAAGUGCUGUUCAACACUCCGAACUUCUGCGUGCAGUUGGUGAACGACCCUGUGGGCGUGGAGUUCUGCGGUUCGUUGAAGAACGUGAUCGCGCUGGGCGCGGGGUUCGUGGACGCGUUGGGCUACGGAUCGAACACGAAAGCGGCGCUGAUUCGCAUCGGGCUGCAGGAGAUGAAGAAGUUUGCGAAGAUGUUUUAUAAGGGCGUGCAGGACAACACGUUCUUCCAGUCGGCGGGCGUGGCGGAUCUGAUCACGACGUGCUGGGGAGGACGCAAUGUGCGCUGCGCAGAGGCGUUCGCGCGGACGGGGAAGAGCUGGGAGCAGCUGGAGGCGGAGAUGCUGAACGGGCAGAAGCUGCAGGGAACGACGACGUGCAAGGAGGUGUACGAUAUGCUGAUUAAUACGCAGAUGGAUCAGGAGUUCCCGCUGAUGGUGACGAUCUAUAAUAUCGCGUAUCGUGGAUAUGAUCCGAAGCUGAUUCUGGAGGGAUGUCGGCUGCAUAAUGGAGUGCCGAUGACUCCGUACUCGAUGCUCACGCAGGAAUAGGAGUGUGAUUGAUAGAGCCAU